Molecule: messenger RNA, 2220 nt
Organism: Lachancea fermentati
Lineage: Eukaryota; Fungi; Ascomycota; Saccharomycetes; Saccharomycetales; Saccharomycetaceae
Source: the annotation of a GenBank genome assembly
AUGUCCGCUAGUGGUUUCGAGGGUAGGAGCGAGGACAGCUCCUUAAGAAAAAGAGCCAAGUCUGAAGAUGAGCUAAUUGUCGAAGAGGAAGAAGACGCACCCAAAGUGGUCACCAGCAAGAAAAGCCCAUUGGCCAAGCUAGAAAGCGUUGCGAUGCCAAUUCUAUUCACCGUUUUAGCGUUUUUCACAAGAAUGUACAGGAUCGGUGUCAACGACCACGUUGUAUGGGACGAAGCUCAUUUUGGUAAGUUUGGAUCAUACUAUUUGAGGCACGAGUUUUACCACGACGUACAUCCUCCUUUGGGAAAGAUGCUGGUGGGUUUGUCAGGAUUUCUAGCCGGAUACAAUGGCUCUUGGGACUUUCCCUCUGGUGAGGAGUACCCUGAGUAUCUGGACUACGUGAAAAUGAGAAUAUUCAACGCAACGUUUUCCGCAUUGUGUGUCCCUAUUGCCUACUUUACUGCGAAGGCAAUCGGGUUUUCAUUACCAACUGUAUGGCUCUUCACUGUCUUGGUUUUGUUUGAGAACUCAUAUGCCACUUUGGGCAGAUUUAUAUUGCUGGACUCUAUGUUAUUGUUUUUCACUGUCGCGUCUGUUUUUUCGUUUGUUAUGUUCCACAACCAAAGAACGCGUCCCUUCUCCAGAAAAUGGUGGAAAUGGUUACUACUCACAGGUAUUUCCCUAGGAUGUACCAUUUCAGUCAAAAUGGUAGGUCUUUUUGUCAUCACUUUAGUGGGAAUCUAUACUGUUAUCGACUUGUGGACCAUGCUGGGCGAUAAGAUGGUGUCGAACAAGACUUACAUCAGCCAUUGGUUGGCACGUAUUGUGUGCUUAAUUGUGAUCCCCUUUUUGGUAUUCCUAGGCUGUUUUAAGAUUCAUUUUGAUCUGCUAUCCCACAGUGGUACUGGCGAUGCCAAUAUGCCAUCGCUAUUUCAAGCAAGCUUAAUUGGUUCAGAUGUUGGUGAAGGCCCCCGUGAUAUUGCCGUUGGGUCUUCUGUGAUAAGUAUCAAGAAUCAAGCCUUGGGGGGAGCCCUUCUUCACUCUCACAUUCAGGCUUAUCCUGAAGGUUCUAAUCAGCAACAAGUUACUUGCUAUGGACAUAAGGAUAGUAAUAACCAUUGGAAAUUCGACCGUGCUAGACCCCUUCCAAUCUGGACUGAAAACGAGAAGGAUAUUGAAUUUGUUGAAGCUGGAGUUGAAUACAGAUUAUCACAUAUUAACACCGGCAAGAAUCUGCAUACUCACCCUAUUGCUGCACCUUUAACUAAACAAGAAUGGGAAGUAUCUGGCUAUGGUAAUGCUACCGUCGGAGAUCCUAAAGACCACUGGGUUAUUGAAGUUCUAGCUCAAUACGGUAGUGAGAAUACCUCAAGAUUGCAUCCUUUAACAACUUCAUUCCGAAUUAGAAAUGCCGAACUAGGAUGUUAUUUAGCGCAGAUGAAUAAUCACCUACCUGAGUGGGGUUUCAGACAAAGCGAAGUGGUUUGCAUGAAAAAUCCUUUCAAGAGAGACAAAAGAACAUGGUGGAACGUUGAAAGUCAUCAGAACGAUAUUUUACCGGAAAGGCCAGCUGAUUUCACUUAUCCUAAGACCAACUUCCUUAAGAACUUCAUUCAUUUGAACUUGGCAAUGAUGGCUACUAACAAUGCCCUGGUUCCAGAUCCCGACAAACUUGAUAUGUUAGCUUCCUCAGCAUGGCAAUGGCCCACACUAAACGUUGGUAUUAGAUUGUGCGGAUGGGGGGACGAUACCGUAAAAUACUUUCUGAUGGGCUCUCCUGCUUCUACUUGGUUUUCAACAAUAGCUGUUAUCGGGUUUAUGGCAUUUAUUGUAGUCUUAAUUUUAAGAUGGCAAAGACAAUACGUCGAUUUCGCGAACACCAAGGAUUUUAACUUGUUUUUAAUGGGCGGGUUUUAUCCUCUUUUGGGAUGGGGGUUACAUUACAUGCCAUUCGUAAUUAUGAGCAGGGUUACUUACGUUCACCAUUAUCUUCCAGCUCUUUACUUUGCGUUACUAAUCCUCGCGUAUCUAUUUGAGUUGACUAUGAGCAAGUGGACUAAGUCCAAGUGUGGCCGCAUCAUGAGAUUUGUCAUCUACGCAGGCUAUAUUGCAUUGGUGAUAUAUGGGUUCUACUAUUUCUCCCCAAUUUCUUUUGGUAUGGAAGGCCCUUCACAAAACUAUGCUUACUUAAACUGGUUCAAAACUUGGACAAUAGCUUGA